Kogia breviceps (pygmy sperm whale) is the source of this 5499-nucleotide messenger RNA. It is a transcript of the gene SPATA31G1, whose product is annotated as SPATA31 subfamily G member 1. NCBI's taxonomy places the organism in Eukaryota, Metazoa, Chordata, Mammalia, Artiodactyla, Physeteridae. The record is from RefSeq and is a predicted model, not a curated record.
GCAACAAGAGAGGCCGCGACAGGGAGAGGCCCGCGCACCGCGAUGAAGAGUGGCCCCCGCUUGCCUUAACUAGAGAAAGCCCUUGCGCAGAGACGAAGACCUAACACAGCCAAAAAUAAAAUUAAAUAAAUAAAUAAAUUUAAAGAGCUUAAAAAUAGAUUUUAAAAAAAAAGACAAAAGGGGAUCACUAAGCUUUCACUGAAUAAAGUAUGAGUUGUCUGGUGGGCGCAAUUUUGGGGCCCUAAAUCCACAGAGACUGCUGUUAGGUAUGUGGGGGAUGGGAGUUCUUUGUUCUGUGAUGCAGUGAUGACCUCAGGGUAAACUGCCGUUAGGCUGAGGAAAAUGGAAUGGCUGCCAGAGGGCCUGCUUGGGGCUGAGGGGGACACAGGGCUUCUCUGGCGCCAGUUGACCCAUGCCCUGGCCUGCAGACACUGUGGCAGCAGCUGCCUUCUGAGUCCAGGGAACCUGGUAACACUAUUCUUGUUCGUGGUUUGGCAGAUCCAGAGGUGGUGGCAGCUUGCGAGAUGGCGACAGCUUCAGCCCUGGUACUCUGGGGACAAGAUGCAAGGCAAGGGCCUACCACUUCUGUACCGCGUGGCUUUCCUUGAUCGCCUGUGGAAGCAGAAGUCAGGGAAUGAAGAAGAAGAGGAGGAGGUAUCUCUGGAUUCACUGAAGCCAUGUUCUCUUCCCAAAGAAGCUCCUAUUGGAGAACAAGCCACCACAGCCCCAUCCCAGCCAUCCUGUGAUUCUGAGGGCCUCCACAAGGCCACAGGGACACUAGAGCAAGUACUCACGCAGACCCCAAACCCUUCCAGAUCCUUCCCCACCUUUCAGAUCUUGACCAACCUGCCUGUGAGGCACAAGACAGCAUCAGGGAGCCACCUACAGCAGAGAAAAAGCCAGCUCUUCUGGGGUCUCCCCUCUCUGCACAGUGAGUCCUUGGAGGCCAUCUUCUUGAGCUCAGGUGGUCUCUCUCCCCUGAAGUUGUCUGUCAGUCCUUCUGUUUUCUUUAACAAGUUUGACUUUCUGCCUAGAACCCCAGUAUUGCUGCUUCCCCAGUAUUGCUCCCCAACCCCAAUUCCUACACAUGAAGUCCAUACUACAGAAGAUCUGGAAGGAAUAGCCUCUGACCCUCAGCAACUUUCCUCCCCAUUUUCCCCUCCUGUCCCAUCACUUCCCCUCCAUCUUAAAUCCUUUCCCAUGGACCAUAAGAGAGUCCUAUCUGGCACUGAGGCAAAUACACAGUGGCUUACACAGCAGAGAGAGGUCCCUUGGGUCUCUGAGGAUCAAGCCCUGCACCCACAGCCUAACCUCCAAAGAACCAGGUCCUCCAAACUCUUCCAUUCAUCUGAGGUCUGGUGGAAGGUGCCAUGGGAUCUUGGCCUCCAACAACACAUUCCAGACUCACUCUGUGCCUCCCUAGCAGAAAAUCCCGCUAGCCUUCCGGGAGCCCUAACUAGGUCUGAGGCCCCAUGGAGGGCCAUGGGGCAAAAUGAGGACCCCCAAACCCCUGAGCCAGCAGCGCCAGCUCCCAGCCUAACCCCAGCUUCUCUGCCAGAAUGCCAGCCAGUCAGCCCUAUAGGAGGCCUCUCUGGACCUGAGGCCCUCUGGGAAACCACAAGGCGAAGAGAGAAUCCUCAGAUCUCUGAGUCUCUGACCUCAGUCCCUUGCCAAUCUGUAGCCCCCGUGACAGAGCCUCAAGGAACCAGUACCCUGGAAGUUCCACCUGUAUAUGAGACUCAGUGGGGAACCACAGGACAUAAAGAGAGUACUCAAGUCUUUCCGCCCCCAAUGCCAGCCCCCUGCCCUCCCCCACAUCCCCUGCCAGAACUCCAGGGAGGCAGUCCCCUGGGAGAUCCAUCUGGAUAUGAGCCCCAGUGGAGAUGCAGAGAAAAUUCAACAAACCUUUGGACCUUUGAGCCCCCAGCCUUGGACGUCGACCCAGGACUCCAUGGAACCAUGCCUGCAUGUGUCCCAUCAGGAUCUGAGACUCCGUGGAAGGGCACACAGAGCAGAGAAAAUCUUUGGGUCUCUGCAGACCUAGUUUCAUCUCCCAGCCUUCCCUCAGCCUCUCUGCUGGAGUCCCUGGGAACGGGUGCCCAGGCAGUCUUGUCUGAGUCCAAAGCUUUGUGGGAGGCCAUGAGGCAGACAGACAACCUUUGGACCUCAGAAUCUCCAGGCCCUGGCCACAGCCCAUCUCUAGCUCCUAUUCUAGAACCCCACAGAAUCAAUCCUGUGGGAGGGCUCACUGGGUCAGAAACUGCAUGGAAGGACACUGAUCAUUCCCAGAAUUCCUGGGCUUUUGAAUCGCCAUCUCUGGCCUUCAGCCCACCCGCAGUUCUUGUACUGGAUUCCCUCAGAGCUAGCCCUACGGGGGUCCUGUUUGAUUCUGAAGCUACAAGUGGGGACAUAGAAAGGAGAAAGAACUCCUGGGCCUCUGAUCUCCCGGCUUGCAGCUUACCCCAAGACCCACGUGGAGCCAAGCCCUUGGGAGUCCAGUCUGACUCUGAGCCUACUGGGGGGGACAUGGAGCAGAAAGAAACCUGUUGUGCUCCUGUGUCCCCACUGUGGGGUCCCAGCCCAUGCCCAAACUCUAUGUCAAAGUCUCAUACAAGUGAGCCUACUGGAGACCAAUGCAACUGUAAAGCUGAGGGGGAAACAGUGGAGCAGAGAGAGAACUGCUGGACCAUUGAACUCCCAACUCCAAUCCCCAGGUCACUCUCUGCUCCUCUACCAGAUCCACACAUUGACCUUGAGUUUGUGUGGAGGAAUGUGCAACAAAGAGGGAUCCCCCGGGACCCCAGCCUUCUAGCAGUGGAUACCCUCCAGUCAAUAUCCUGGCCUCCCACCCACGCUGAAGCUCUGAAGAUUGAGUCCAACCAGCCUGGCCUACCCAAGGGAGAGCUGUUCCCAGGGGGUAAGGCAGAGACUCCAUCCUCCCAGGGUGAGGCUAUCCCAAAGGUGCCCACUCACUCUGAGAUCCAGGCCUGGCACUGGAGUAAAGAGUUGGAACUCAGGCUGAAGAAACUAAAGCAGAGCCCUGCUUCCAGAUCUCUUGGCCCAAGUCAAUCAUUCGGCAGCUCCUCUGCCCUGAGCUCCACAACUCAAGCCACCCAGAGCCUCUCUUCUUGCCCACCACAGCAGAUUCAUCCCCUCAGUCUGUGCCCCAACUCUUCAAGCUGUCAUCCCCCCAAACCUCAGAGCACAGUAACUCAGCCUGUCCAGGUCCCCCACUGUUAUCACUCCCAUUCCUCUAUCCAACCUCAGCUAUGGAAGUCUGGCAGGGCAGAACAAGGGUCUCAGAAAGAGCAAAGAAUGAAUGCGAAGAUGGUGUCCCAGAUCUCAUCCCAGGGGUCAUGUGUUCACUGCCCAGGCCUGGAAGGGCCCUCAUACCCUGAGGUUCCAGCCUCAGGCAAGAGACAGGACAAGGCUUCAGCCCUAUCUUCAGCCAAAAUGAGAGAGAGCCCCAGGAAACCCAAAGAAGGAGACCACGGAGAAGGGGAUGCAAAAUUGGGGUCAAUAACAGUUACAGGGAAAAGCCACCUAGCCCAGGCCAGAUUAGCAGAGGUCCCUGUAAGCAGACUUUCGCAAAGAUCUCAGCACAGGGACCAGAGCUCUCGACACACUGCUCUCUCCCCGCAGCCUCACUCCAAGGCUCCAGGUUCCCAAGAUCAGAGAGGGGUAAGGCUGGGAGCUGGUAACAUCCUGGCUCCUUGGUUCUGUAAGCACUGACCUUGGGCCCAGAAGUGUCUUUCCUCCCCCACACCUCAGGCUCCCCUUACCAGGGGUCUCCAAAGGAUGUUAGCCAAAUUUCUGGGUACCCAUGGACCCCUGCCCACCAAAUCCAGUCAGCAGAGAAAAGGCUGGUAGUACUGGCACCCAGUAUAAGUACUCCAAGACCUGAAGCCAAACCAGUUGGGGGGUGGAGACACAAAGGAAAUCCUAAUAAACUAUCUGAACUAGACAAAUCCCACUCAUGUCUUUUUGGGAGUCUGGGGUACUGGCAAUGACGGUUCCCUGUUCUGCUGCAGCUGUUAUCUCCUCAGGAUCCGGUCCCAGAAGUAGAGAGCUCAGGAUUCUAUAGGCUUAACUUUCUUUUCAGGCUGUUCACAGAUGAUCAACCUGGAGUCUACAACCUGGAGUCCUCUACAGGGUGAAGCUGUUAAGGCCAGGGGAGCACAGACCAAUGCUGCCCUUGAAAAAAACUUCACAGCAAGUCAACAGAAGAAAAAUAUAUCCAUUCACACGAGCACAACUGGUCUGGGUCUAGGCAGCUGCUCUUGGUCCUGGGUAUGGUCCCUUUCUUCACAUACUUGAUACACAAGUUCCCCACAUAUGUUUCUAGCCAAUUCUUGUCAGCCCUCUGCUCUUCUCUCUCUAGUUUAGCUCAUGCAUCCCCAAGGCCACAAAAACAAGUCCCUUUUCAUAUGUUUAGCGAUCGCGGAAUUUAUUCUAUAAUUGCCUGUUCAUAUCGUAUAUCCAUUUUUCUACUGCACUGUUUGCUGGGUAUUUUAUUACUUUUCUACUGCUGCCAUAACAAAUUAUCACAAAACAACAUAAAUUAAUUUUAUUAGAAGUCUGAUAUAUGUCUCACAGGGCUAAAAUCAAGAGGUUGGCAGGGCCGCACUGGAUAGGAUUCAUUCCUGGUCUUUCCCAGCUUCUAGAAGCUGCCCACAUUCCUUGGCUAUUGGCCCUCCUCCUCCAUCUUCAAAGUUAGCAAAGGCAAGUCAAGUUCUUCUCACAUCACUUUUUCCUCCCUCUCCCACUUUUCCAGACACUUUUAAUUACAUUGGACCCACCUCAAUAAUCCAAGAUACUCUUCCUAUCUUAAAGUAAGUUGGCUAGCAACCUUAAUUCUAUCUGUAACUUUAAUUCCCUUUUACCAUGUAGCACAAUAUAUUCACAGGUGCCAAGGAUUAGGACGACGUGGGCAUUGGUGGGGGGGUUUGGGAAUGGCAUUAUCCUGUCUGUCACAGAUAUUAACUCAACCUGUUACAUAUUCUGCAAAUAAUUUCUCCCAACCUGUAGCUUAUUUUCUAAUUUUAAAGCAAUUUUACCAUGCCAAAGUUUAAAUCUACCAACGUGUUCCCUUAUGGAUUCUAAAACUUUCUUCUAGCACCCUCAUGGAUGUUUCUUUGUUUAUUUAUUUUUGGCUGUGCCGUGCAGCAUGUGGGAUUUUAGUUCCCCAACCAGGGAUUGAACCCGUGCCCGCUGCAGUGGAAGGGCAGAGCACUAACCACUGGAUCACCAGGGAAUUCCCAUCGAUGUUAUGUUUAGAUUGUUAAUCUGUUUUUGAGUAUAGUAUGAGAAGAGAAUCUAACUCCCACAACCCCCAAAAAAGAUAUCCAAUUUUACCAAUACCACUAAAAACAUAAUGUCUUGAACCCAUUCCAUUAAGUGCCAUAUUUCAAAACAUGGGUCAUUUUUUAACCAUCUCUAGGCUUCAGGAUCCACCUAUCUAACCACCUACUAGUAUUGUCUCAUAUACAACCUGUCUAA